Molecule: messenger RNA, 945 nt
Organism: Penicillium samsonianum
Lineage: Eukaryota; Fungi; Ascomycota; Eurotiomycetes; Eurotiales; Aspergillaceae
Exons: 3
Coding region: 1-945 (314 amino acids)
Biological process (GO): proteolysis
Molecular function (GO): serine-type peptidase activity
Source: RefSeq, a predicted model, not a curated record
AUGAACAGCCCAACAUGCUUCCAGGCCAUCUACAAGCAUGUUGGUCAACAGCAGAUUGAUGUAGACGUUUAUCUGCCUUCAUCUCAAAAUGCCAAAAGUCCAGUUUUGAUUAAUAUCCAUGGCGGCGCGUUCAUGCUCGGGUCAUCCAAGAUGGUCAAUAAGGACCAAGUGCAAGAUUGCCUCAACCGAGGAUGGAUUGUUCUAGCUCCCAACCAUCGCUUGUGUCCUCAGGUUAAUCUCUUAGAGGGACCUAUUCAGGAUUGUCGCGACCUCCUGGCUUGGGUGUAUGAUGGUGGACUGGAAAGAGCUAUCAAUGAGACUGCCCAGUCGUGUGUCAUCCCAGACAUCGAUUGCGUCUUUGCUUUUGGCACGUCUUCAGGCGGCACUCUAGCCCUUUGCUUGGGAUACGGAGUCCCCCGACCAGUGGCUGGUAUAUAUGAAAUGUACGGGCCAUGUAACUUCUCGGACAGCUUCUGGACAACAAAGCUACCUCAUCUCCACGUUCCUUCAGGGCUAACGGAGUCCUUCAUGAAUAAAGUAUUUGAAGAAUAUCCGGUUCCUAUUACUGGAGGCGUGUCUCUCGAAGGCCAGUCCACUGGUCCUCCCGACUUUAAUGACCCACGCCAAGCAUACGCUUUGACGCGACUUGCGAAUGGUACGCUUUUAGAUGCCAUCUUCCCGUCGAAGGAUUGGGAUAAGGUCGAUCCUGCUCGGAAUAUCAGCUCCUGUUUUCCACCAACCUUCAUCGCCCAUGGAACAGAGGAUUCGAAGGUACCCAUUGGGUUAAGUAGAGAGCUGUUCCGAAUAUUGAAUGAUCGUGGCGUUCACUGCGGCAUAAGCGAGAUUCCGGGGGAAGACCACACAUUUGCUGCUAAGAUGCAGGUUGGAUCUCAAACGUGGGAGCUCCAGCGUCUUGGGUUUGACUUUUUAGAAUCGCUGAUGUAA